Molecule: messenger RNA, 2530 nt
Organism: Aedes aegypti (yellow fever mosquito)
Lineage: Eukaryota; Metazoa; Arthropoda; Insecta; Diptera; Culicidae
Product: sodium channel protein Nach
Exons: 3
Coding region: 600-2399 (599 amino acids)
Biological process (GO): sodium ion transmembrane transport
Cellular component (GO): membrane
Molecular function (GO): ligand-gated sodium channel activity
Source: RefSeq, a predicted model, not a curated record
UUUUUAUUUAUAUAGAUAGAUAGAUUAAUUGAUCUAAAUCCUAGUCUCCGAGUUGUGGUCAUUUAAAUGGGAUGAAAAAACCGGUAGUUUGACUCGUGAAAAAACUUUGUGGAGAUGUUAUUUCCUUCUGAAUCAAUGUUCUACGUUGUUUGCAUUUUCUGUCAGCGAAGUAGAAGUAGCCAUUGUAGAAUCAAAGUUCUAGAAAUAUUUUAAUGAAUGUGUAAAUCAUGCAAUGGUGAUAAAAGAAUCAGAGAAAAUCGUUUUUUCAACGGCAUAUUUGCCUUAGUGGCAAUGUGUAUUCUACCAGGCAUUAUCAAACAGUGUGUAUCGCGUGGCUAUAUGACAUUAACCAGACCAGGAAUCGUAGUUUUGAGUAUACAUAAUCUAAUUAGAGUUAAUUGAAGUGCACCACAUUAACCAACCCAUCCCAUCAGCACGGUAGUUUAAUUCUCAUAAAAAAAAAACUCUCAAAAGCCAUCACUUAAUCAGUCCUCCAGCCAAGCCCGUAUGUAAAGUAUGCGAAAGUUAUCAAAUAUCACCGCAUUUAUUCCAUAUCCAGUCCAGCCGGUUCACUCAUUUAGUUCUUCACCGUCGAAAGGAUGCGUUGCUUUAGGAGGAGUAAUGCGAAGCCACACUCUAGGACGAUUUUUGGCGAAUAUUGUUCCACAAGUUCGGUCCAUGGAGUGCGUUACUUCAGCGAUCCGGAACGAACCAUUUGUGAAAAGUUUUGGUGGAUUGUGAUGUUCGUGGUUUCGGUGAGUGGCUGUGUAGUAUUAAUAUGGAGCACGUGGCAAAAGUGGAUCCUAGCGCCAAUAGUGAUGAACUUUGAGAAUCAACCAAUUCCGGUCACGGAGAUUCCGUUUCCAUCGUUUACCAUCUGCCCACCGGGGAAAGUGUCCAAAUCGAUGUACGAUUUCGGAAAGGAAGCUAAGGAGCUGAAGAGCAGCGGAUCAUAUGCCAAUGCCUCAGACAACUUCCUUGCGAUGGUGCAAAUGUGUGAAAUUUUAUUCAAAUUCAGCAAACAUUACAGUAUAAAACUGCGGAACAAAAAAUACCCAUUGAGCUAUUCGGCGGUUGUCGAAAACAUCUCUGUUCCCAUGGAAAACUUCAUUGGGAAAUGCGACUUCAAUGAUUAUUUCUCAUGCGAAUAUCUGUUCCAGUACGUCAUGACCGAUAUGGGCCUUUGCGUCAAUUUCAACAUGCUGCAGAAAUAUCGGAUGUUACGGAGGGGGUCGUUCCCCAAAAAUGAUCCCUUCAUAUUCCCUCGUGGCAGAGGUCUACGAACGGGACGUGAUGAUAAUGGAGGUGUAAUUGAUCUAGACGCUCUUUUGGGGGUCGAUAAAGCAUCUCAAGAAGAGAAUUCCACUUCUACAACCACUGCAAGCCCACGGAAUAUUCGGAAGAGAUCAGUUUCUAGGAAACGGAAUCCGAUCGAUAUCUGGUUCCCGGAAGAAGGAUACAUUAAAAAGCAAACCCUGGACAAUAUUCCCACUCGAGGACUGGGAGCUGGAAAAUACAGGGCAUUCAACUUGGCCUUGAUUGGUCACGAAGACGACAUGAGUAAGGAAUGCGACGAUCUGCAAAUCCGAGGCCACAAGAUUCUUUUUCAUUCCCCGGUGGAUUAUCCACACAUGAUUAACUCGGUGGUGAUCCCAUUUGACCACAUUACACAGAUAGCCGUGAAGCCCCUGGUUGUGAAAACAAGUCCUAAAGUACGUAACUAUCCUCCGGAGCGACGUCAAUGUUUUUUCGAAGAUGAGCGCUAUCUGAAGUACUUCUUGGUAUACACCCAGAAUAACUGCGAACUCGAAUGUCUAUCGAACUACACACUGGCACGUUGCGGUUGUGUAAAAUACUCCAUGAUGCGCUCGGAAGAGAUGAAAGUUUGUGAAACUAUCAAUUAUCCAUGCCUCCAUAAUGCUGUGAUGGAAUUCGUCAAAACGGAAGACCCAACUCGGCGGUUUACUUUUGGAAAAAGACCCAAACUAAAUGCUUUCAGCUUCAGAGGUCAGUGCAACUGCUUGCCAGCCUGCACAUCGUACCAGUACGACUUUGAGAUUUUUAAACAAAGCUUUGGAAGUGGUAAAAUUGACGGCAUAACCGCAGACUACUUGGGAACUCUCAGCGUAUUCUUCAAGGAACCGCAGUUCAUCGCGAUGAUCAGAUCGGAGCUGUAUGGAUUUACGGAUUUCAUUGCUAACUGUGGAGGUCUGCUGGGGCUCUUCACGGGCACCAGUCUGCUGAGCUUAGUGGAAAUUGCCUACUUUUGCUUCGUGAGACCUUUGAGCAGAAGAAUCAAUAGAUCCAGGGUCAGUAGUGUACAUAGUCUACCGCCAGUUAUAAGUACAGUAUCCGGGAAUGGGAAGGCAUGCGAAGAAAUACAGCCAGUGGAGAAAUGAUCAAAUUGAGAAUUGGCAUUCAAUAACUCAUGUCAAUUUUCAACGGUAGUGAAACAACGUACAACUCAUCAUAGUGUUCCCAACAUAAAAGACCAGUAAUUAUAAUAUUAAACAUACAAUUUACAAAAUAG